Sodiomyces alkalinus F11 is the source of this 2309-nucleotide messenger RNA. RefSeq lists its product as hypothetical. The record is from RefSeq and is a predicted model, not a curated record. Bases 42 to 2210 code for a protein of 722 amino acids. NCBI's taxonomy places the organism in Eukaryota, Fungi, Ascomycota, Sordariomycetes, Glomerellales, Plectosphaerellaceae. The transcript has 2 exons.
UUUGCCUGGGGAAGUUGACGCCAUCUAGUUGCCGGCAGUUCAUGUACGAAAUUUCUCAGCGCGAGGCAGAAAAGACAUUCCGCCUGAGAUAUGAGCUUUCCCGGGGAGACAUUCGCGAGAUACGAGCCGAAUUCCUGAGGCAGGUCGACUUUAUACAGACUAUGCGGCUUUUCGAGGAGAUGGGACUUUGGGUCCGUCGAUCCAAGCACUCUUCAUCGCGGUUUUAUGCUACAACUCCUCCAUCGUUUUCGCGACCUUUCUCACGGCAUACAGAUUUCUCGAUUCCCCUUCCUUCAGACGCGAGUUUUCGGACAUCCCCAAUGCCACAUCAUCGACACCACAUCCAGACGUCCCCUUACCAGAACAGCACCUCAUUGACCUCCCCGUUUGCCUCUUCUUCAUCUCCAUUGGGAUAUUCAACUGAUCACGCAUCUCUAUCCCCGCUGAUAUCGACUCCAGAAUCACUCAGUUUACUCACGGGCCAAUAUGCUUCUUCUCGUGGCCCCAGUCCUCUGAGCAGGAAGGUUGGAGAGGCGCCAUUCGGGCCCCAGCAACAAAUGUCCCAUCAGGCCUCCGUUCGGGCAGUAAACUCAAGCCCUGUGCACCCAGGGCCUCCACACAAGUCGAUGCCGGGAAGUCUUCACUCUCCUGAUGGUCUGCCAGGCGGUCACUUUUCCAGGAAAUAUUGGUCUGUUGACAAGCCUUUGACGACGUCGGAGGCUCCUUUGUGCAGAUCGCCCAUCCCCCGGCCCAGUUCCCUGACAAACAUGCGAGCUAUGUUGCCUCCUCCCAGGAAGCUCCCAUUCCAGCACUCUCCCAAGAAGAGACCCGGCUUGCACGCGACCCCUGAGGACGAAGUUGGUCGUUCCGGUCUGGCUAGCGCAGUGGUAACCAUGGAGAACCUAAAUCAACAACCUAUUCUAUCCCCUCCGACCCACAAUCCCACUUCGGCUCCGUUCAUGGAAAGACGAUUGUCAACAAGUCGAGAUGUAGGCGUCCAUCGGCAUGACGGAAUGCGUACAGAAGUAUCAGCAUUCAAUAUGAGAGAGGCAGGUCCGACUUCAGCAGCACACCCAGCUUGUCCACAACUUGCAGCAACAGAACUUGAAACCACGAGAAAAGCGGAUACUGAAAGUCGGGAGUGGUCGCGAAAAAAUGAACCUGGAAUCAUCAUAGAACAAUCCUUCUUGGACUCAAACGGUGCCGUCCGAUCCGACGAUAGGAAAAACAAAGAAAGUGCACCCCAUAACAAGAAACGUCAAAAACGAACCGGCUCUCCUGGAGGAGCUAAAGUCCAAAAUCAGCUUCGGGAACUCGAGUCAAGAAUCACAGCGUAUGGGCCAGUGCCCGAUGAGGUGAAGGAUAACUGGAAGGAUCUCUCGCGUCUUCGCCCCCGAAAAAAUGCUGCCAAAACUGCUUUGGUAUCGAGAAAGCAAAGCCUAGGAGAUGCUGGAAUUUUGAAGACGAGGGGCAUAGCGGCUCAGGGCAGCAGAGCAGCGUCGGGGUCAAGGUUGGACUCUCCUGACGCAAUAAACUCGGGUGGUUCAACCAGCGUGUCGCGCUCGCCAAAACCUCAGCAAGAUACCAAGUCUCGAGACUUCGGUGUCUCUUGUAACAUUCAAGAUUGCGAACUCGACUGCGGGACCCAGGCGAUCAUGGACAUGGAACAUACCGUCAACUUGUUCAAUGCAGAUCUGCCUUGUCAAGACCAUGCCGCACAUGUGGCUGACGCCACCCAAGCGGACGAGCAUUGCGUAGUUCAUCUCAGGAAGCAUGAUAUUGCCACGCAGACCAUUUCAAUAACCAAGGAUGCUGCGAUAUACUGCUCUAUCAAGAAACCAGGAAUCCAUAUCUCGUCGCAAACAGACACGCCUACGUCAAAUGCUGACCUGCAGACAAUAGAGGACACAACCACCCGAAAAACACGCCACUCGGAAUACGAUGAUCAUGCACUGGUGGUCGGCCUGCAGCUGAUCGAUGAGGCAAGGCAUUUGGUCCACGAGCGUCUCGACGGCGAUCUCGACAACCUGGAGCGUGGCUAUGAAUUUGACAUGCGGGAAUCUACAGCAAAGAUGCUGCAAUCUGUCGAAAGACUGGCGCAGGAAAAUUUAGACAACCACGGCCCUGCCAUCCUAAAUCUACCUUUUGGCAAGAUGGUAGGCAACUAUCUAAAGACACGUCAGGCUGACUUGACUGGUCCAGCUUGCUAGAUGGGCGACGUCCAUGUUCCCAUGCUGUUAACAUAACGGCUCGGAAACAGCAAAUCGGGCUGCGGAUCCGGCAUUUUCUCCUUAUAGGGCAUAGCUAGC